GCGAAGCUGUCCGUCCGCAUGGCCACAUCCAUGCAGCUGGACGAUGUGGCCACGCGGCGGGCGGACCUGCACGAGGAUUAUGAGCGCGCGGCACAGGGCCUGCCGCCGCGCGCUGUGGUGCGGCGAGUGGACCUGCCAGCAGCUGCGGCUGCAACGCUUGGCGCCAUUAGGGACACCCUGGCGCGCCUUUGGCAGGUGGUACGCUGGGAACGGCGACACUUUGAGACGCUGUGGCGGUUGGCCAUCGACGCAGUGCCGCUGCCGGGAAAUUCGCAUAUGCCGUUGGCUCGCCGUGAGCCAUGCGGCUGUGGGCAGCACGGCCAUGGUGGCGCCGCGGCGGGGCACACGCAGCGCAGCGCCCACGCCACGGCAGCACCACUUCUGGGAUUGCGCGGUGGCGAAGGCCGUGCUGGCGCAGAUCAACGCACACAACCCCGGUCCGGCUCCUAUCAGCCAAGCCCAGCUGUGGCUGGUCCAGGCGCCGCCGGGUUUUCAGCAGUGUGUUUGGGACGUGGUGGUGAUGGUGGCGCUGGCCGCCACAGAACAUGGCCGGGUGCGGCUGCGCGGGAUGACGCGCGCCGCAGCGGCCUGGGACUUCAGACGGCGGGGGCAGCAGCUCCAGAGGCUGCGGUGGCACAUCACUUCUGGUCGCGGCUGAUGCAGCUCGCGCAGCUCGGCGUGCCCCAAAAGGGCUGAGAUGGCGUUGACGCCACUCACCCAUCCUGGCGGUGGUGAACGGUGAAAUGCUGUGCGCGUUGCCGCAAGCUAUGGAGCUGGAGGCUUGAAAGGGAUCAGCCCUUAGGAGAAGCGCGUGAGCACUAACAUGAGCCACUGAAGCAGUGGCAUACCGUACUGCCACGCUCAAUUGGUGAUUUCAUAAUUGGUGACAGUAAGAAAUCGCCUUGGCAUUAAACAGGCUGACACAGACUUUGGUGAUGGGCCCUGGCAGAAGCCAGGCCGCAUUAAACCCGUGUCACAGAAUUUGGUGAUGGGACCCCCCGAAUCGUACCCAGCGUCGCUUUCGGCCCCGGCAGCUGCAACACAAGCCCCGGCGCUAUCCUUAAGCUGCUUAGGGCCUUUGGGGGCUACACUGAGCAUUGUGCGUACCGUAUACUACAUGACUGUUGCUCACUGUAGGAAGCAGCGUCACUAGUCAAAGCAGCCCGUUUGCGUGGUUUUGCCCAACUUGGAUUCAGAGUUCACAGGAAUUGGUGACGGGCUCUGGCAAAUCCUAGUUGACAUUGUUCCCUGCUACCAAAUUGGUGAUUUUCACCAAAUUGGUGUCACCAAUUGAGCGUGGCAGUACGGUACGAGAGGGUCAGCGGGGGGCAGGCGAAGGGUUUUCUUUGUUUUACGCCCGUGGGAGCAGGGCCAGGUUUGCGGGGUUUUAUGCCUGAGAGGGUGUGUUGGGUGCUGCAGCACCCUGGGCCUUACGGCCUGGACCGGCCUAGUGGCCAGACGCGUUUGUGGCUGCCCUUAGGCAUAGUCUGCCCUGGCGUCGAGAGUUGUGGCUGCCCUUAGGCAUUGUCUGCCCUGGCGUCGAGAGCUGGUUAGGUUGCGGUUGAGGUCGUGCAGGCUGCGGGGUCGUAGGACUCAGCCCCGCAGCCACUGUGGUCGUGCUAUCGCGUGCUGUCGCGUGCUGCGUGCUGCAUGUUUUGUUAUGUUUGCUGUUUUUGUUUUCUGCCCGCCUGGUCCUUGAGAGGUAGCUCGCCCGCUGGGUCUGAGGUUAUUGCACCGGUAGUAAUUCCGCAAGGGUUACUGGCGCGGUGAAGGGUCGGAGUGCGUUACCUUGUGGACUUCAGAGCUGUUUGCGCUCUGCCGGGGAAACGCCAGGUCACGGCAGCCCUCGAUUGAGAGCCCUUUCGUUGGUUAUACCAGAUACGCGA
Molecule: messenger RNA, 1886 nt
Organism: Chlamydomonas reinhardtii
Lineage: Eukaryota; Viridiplantae; Chlorophyta; Chlorophyceae; Chlamydomonadales; Chlamydomonadaceae
Exons: 1
Coding region: 31-696 (221 amino acids)
Source: RefSeq, a predicted model, not a curated record